Dinoponera quadriceps is the source of this 5775-nucleotide messenger RNA. Its product is annotated as fibrillin-1-like. Lineage: Eukaryota; Metazoa; Arthropoda; Insecta; Hymenoptera; Formicidae. Gene Ontology annotation, molecular function: calcium ion binding. Bases 169 to 5775 code for a protein of 1868 amino acids. The record is from RefSeq and is a predicted model, not a curated record. The transcript has 20 exons.
CGUGGAAGUCGUCCCCCGACGCAUCACCCACGGUGGUCGUCGUCGUCGUCGUCGCGGUUUUUUUUUUAAUACAGUUUCUCCCCUCGCGCAGUGAAACACAAACUCAGCCAAGAUUGCAUCCUGGAUACGCGGAAGGAUUGAGGCGGAAGGAGGCUGUUGCUGACAGCCAUGGGGACGGCAAAGAUGAAACAUCUUUGGCCGUUGCUGGCGUGGAUACUUCUAUCUUCGCAUCCGGCCGAAUCUCGCAACGGACUCGGCCAUGGAUUGAGGCGAGAAGUAUUCUUCUUGAACCUCGAGGACGGCUACUUCGGCUGCCAAGUGAACGAGUCGACAGACGUUUUGCAGCUGCUGGAGCUCUCGAAACUUUGCGAUCAGCGCGUCGACUGUUAUCAGGGCGCGGAUGAGCAGCGCGGCAAGUUGAAGUGCACAGACGAUUGUACAAAAGACGGCACCAAAUGUCAAAACGGUGUUUGUCUGGAUUCAGUCUGUCACUGUAACGAUGGGUUUGGGGGAUGUAAUUGUCAAGUUCCAGAUGAGAACGAGUGUAAAUAUCGGCCCUGUGAUAUAUUUGCCCACUGUACAAAUACUCUCGGCAGCUUUCAAUGUUCCUGUUUUCCCGGAUAUCGAGGCGACGGCUUCCACUGCGAAGACAUCAACGAAUGCGACGAUCCGGCGCUCGCCGGCCGUUGCGUCGAGAACGCCGAGUGUUGCAACCUCCCAUCGAACUUCUUGUGUAAAUGCAAACCUGGUUAUAUUGGCGACGGCGAGGUGCACUGCGAGGAUGUGAACGAGUGCACAAUACCAGGCGCAUGCGGCGACAAUACCGUGUGCCACAACAUACCUGGCAAUUACACCUGCACGUGUCAAGACGGAUUCACGGGAGACCCGUACGACAGUUGUGUCGACAUCAACGAGUGCGAAUACGAAGAUGCUUGCGGCAGGGACGCGCUGUGCGUGAACUUACCAGGCGCUCAUAAAUGCGAGUGUCCUGCGGGAUACGACGGCAGCCCGGAGGAGGAGUGCAGGGACGUCGACGAGUGUCUGAGAAGCCCUUGCGGACGUUCCGCUCUCUGCACGAAUGUGCACGGUAGCUUCCGGUGCUCCUGUCCCGACGGAAUGGACGGCGAUCCGUGGACAGGUUGUCACGACAUCGACGAGUGCACGGCUCUGGAGAAUCCUUGCGGCAGAAAUGCGAUUUGCAAGAACGCCGAUCCCGGUUACAAUUGCCUCUGUCCACCGGGUUACAGUGCCAGCCCCAACCCGACAGUUGCUUGCGAUCAGACCGACGUUACGACGCUUUGCAAGUCGAAUUUCGAUUGCGUCAACAAUGCUGAGUGCAUCGAAGGGCAGUGCUUCUGCAAGGAUGGCUUCAAAGCCGUCGGUGCCGAGUGCGUGGAUCUGGACGAGUGCCUCACUAAUCCCUGCGGGCCUGCGUCGAUCUGCUCGAAUACCAGGGGAAGUUACCACUGCGAGUGCGAGUCCGGUUUCGUCGGUACUCCGCCUCACGUACAGUGUAAAGCACCGUGCGACGAGGUUACUUGUGGCGAUCAUGCCUUCUGCAAGGCCGACGGUCACGAGGCUUAUUGCAUCUGCGAAGAUGGCUGGACCUUCAAUCCGAACGAUAUAGCGGCCGGAUGUGUCGAUAUAAACGAAUGCGACGCGAUAAAUGGACCUUCUGGAAGAUGCGGCAGAAAUGCUAUCUGCACGAAUACACCUGGCGAUUUCAGUUGCCAAUGUAAAUCUGGAUUUUCAGGAAAUGCCUUCAAACAAUGUAUAGAUAUCGACGAGUGCGCUAGACAUGAUUCUUGCGGUCACGGAGCGACAUGCACCAACACCGAGGGUUCUUACGCUUGCACUUGUCCGGAAGAAACCAUACCGGCCCCCGAUCCUUACAUCAAGUGCGUUGCAAUUGUUAGAUGUGAAAUUGACGACGACUGUCCAGGAAAUGCGAUUUGCGAUCCACAGAAGAGAUGCCUGUGUCCCGAGCCCAACGUCGGGAAUGAUUGCAGACAUCCAUGCGAAGAUCUAUCCUGCGGGCCCAACGCGCACUGCAUGUUGCUGAACGACUUGGCGACAUGCCUCUGCAGCAACGGUUACACCGGGAAACCAGGUGUGAAGGACGGUUGUCGAGACAUCGACGAGUGCGCGAUCAAUCCGUGCCCUCCGGGUGCAAUUUGCAACAACGAGCCGGGCUCCUUCUCGUGCCAGUGUCCCAGCGGCAUGACCGGCGAUCCUUACAGCGGUGGUUGCCAAGAGUCUAAGGCACCUCACGUGUGCGGUCCCAGUGCACCUUGUCCGGCUGGAGAGCAGUGCAUCAAGGACGAAUUCGUGGGCAGCAGUGUGUGCAUCUGUCAGCGCGGUUACACCCGCGACCAUGAGACCGGCAAAUGCAGAGACAUCAACGAGUGCAUGGAGCUCAGGGAGAAGCCCGCAUGCGGCGUCAACGCGAUUUGUAAGAAUCUCCCCGGUAGCUACGAGUGUCAGUGUCCGCCUGGUUUCAACGGGAAUCCCUUCUCACUUUGCGAAGAAUGCAACAGCAUCGAGUGCCAGUGCCAGCCGCCGUAUAAGAUCGUCAAUGGCAAGUGCAUGUUGGCGGGCUGUUCGAAGGGUGAAAAAUGUCCAAGUGGUGCCGAGUGCAUAACGAUUGCGGGUGGCGUGAGCUACUGCGCCUGUCCCAAGGGUUACACGACCAAAUCCGACGGUUCCUGUGAAGACAUAAACGAAUGCACCGUGGGACAUCAAGUAUGCGGUUACGGCGCCGAGUGCAUCAAUCUACCAGGUGCGCAUCAGUGCGUGUGCCCGCACGGAUACGGCGGCGACCCGUACAACGGUCUCUGUUCGCCCGCGCAGAAGAGAUGCACCAAUGACAACGAGUGUAAGGCCAACGAGAAGUGCGUGCAACCGGGCGAAUGCGUCUGCCCACCGCCAUUCUACACGGAUCCCUUAGAAGGAAAUCUCUGCAAGAAUCCCUGCGACCGUUUCCCAUGCGGCAUCAACGCGAGAUGCACGCCAAGCGACCCGCCUCGAUGCAUGUGCGAGGCUGGCUUCGAGGGCGACCCACAGCACGGUUGCAUCGACGUGAACGAAUGUGCGAACAACCCUUGCGGGCACGGUGCGUAUUGCAUCAACACGAAAGGUGAUCACGUGUGCGAGUGUCCAAAGGGCAUGAUCGGCGAUCCUUACGGCGCCGGCUGCACAGGAGUCGCGACUGGCAAGAGUGAAUGCUCGUCGAACGACGAUUGUGAAAACUACCUGGCGUGCGUUCACGGAAGUUGCGUCAAUCCUUGCGACAACAUACCAUGCGGCCCGAACGCAUACUGCGAGCCUGAUAAGCACGCCGCUUGGUGCAGGUGUGUGAUAGGAUUCACGGAGGGCAAGAACAACGAAUGUGUCUCACAGUGUGACGGUUUCGUUUGCGGCACCGGGGCUCAGUGUAUCGUAAGUUACGACGGACCGACUUGCAAAUGCAUCGAAGGUUUCAUGGGGAAUCCUUUCCCCGGUGGACAAUGCGUUCCGGACGUGUGCUCACCUGAAAUCCCAUGCGCGGAACCAAGCGUGUGCAUCAGCGGGCGUUGCAAGCGGCGCUGUGAGGGGGUGGUUUGUGGCAUUGGAGCCAUGUGCGAUCCUUUAACGAACAAAUGCGUGUGCAAUCCGUACUUCGUCGGCAAUCCAGAUCUGCUUUGUAUGCCACCCAUUCAGCCACCACGCUGCGAUCCAGCUUGCGGCAAGAACGCGCACUGCGAGUACGGUCUCCAGGAAUCGAAGUGUAUCUGCAACCCGGGCACCAGUGGAAAUCCUUAUCACGGUUGCGGCAUCCAGCAGAAAUCUGACUGCUCUAAAGGAUUGUGCGGAAGAGACGCGCACUGCAACGCAGGCCCCAAUGCUGUCGAGUGCCUCUGUCCACCCGGCUUCGCUGGCAAUCCGUACAUCCAAUGUUUCGACAUCAACGAGUGCAACGGGGACGCGUGCGGCAGCAACGCGGUGUGCAUCAACACGAUCGGCAGCUACGACUGCCACUGCAAGGACAGCUUCUUCGGCAAUCCCUUCGUCGGCUGCCAGCAAGUGCAGGUAGUCCCUUGCGCCGAGCCGUCGAGCUGCGUCUGCAGCGAGGCCGUGCCCUGUCCGUUCGACUACACCUGCGUGAAUCACAAGUGCGUGAACCAGUGCAGCGACAUCAAGUGCGGCCCCAGAUCCGUCUGCCAGGACGGAGCGUGCGUGUGCCCGCCGGGCUACAGCGGCAACCCCAACGAUCAGCGCAAAGGCUGCCACUUGCACGGCCGCUGCUCCAACGACCUCGAGUGCGAGCCGCAGGAGAUCUGCUUCCAGGUCGGCAAGGGCGUUCGCAAGUGCGUGGACGCCUGCGGCAAGCUGCAGUGCGGGCCCAACGCGCUGUGCGUCACGCAGCACCACGUGUCCUCUUGCCUGUGUGUCGACGGCUACCAGGGUAAUCCGAGCAACUUGCUGGAGGGUUGCCAACCGUCCAAGUCGGUGAUCCCCAGCUGCGCCCACGACUCAGACUGCCAAGCCGGCUUCUUCUGCAUCGCGCUGGACGGCGGUUUGCGCGACUGUGUAAACCCCUGCGGCAAAGUGGUGUGCGGCGCUUAUCAGAAGUGCGAGCCCGACGUCGGCUCGCCGGGUCACGCGACCUGCAAGUGCCAAGACGGCUACGAAUGGAACCCGGUGCAGUCGUCCUGCGAGAAACCAUCCGUGCCCGACUGCAUCAGUGACGAUGACUGCCGCUCCAGCGAGGGUUGCCGACCGGACGCCCUCGGCGUGCUCAAGUGCCUGCCGCUCUGCAGCGGCUUCACCUGCACGGUGAACUCGCGCUGCGUAGCGGAGAACCACCGUGGCCGGUGCGAAUGUCUGCCGGGUUACACCGGCAAUCCGGACGACCGUCGCGGCUGUCACAGUCCGCGCGAGAACCGCUGCUCAACCGACAGCGAGUGUCCGGAGGACCAGACGUGCCGCGGCACCUCGGACGGCCCGCUCGCCUGCCAGCAGGUCUGCGACUUCGUCUCCUGCGGCCCUAACGCUCUCUGCGUCGUCAACAACCACGUAGCGAACUGCGAGUGCCCGCCCGGGCUCUACGCCGGCGACCCGAACGACGUGGCGUCCGGCUGCCGCGCGGUGCCCUGCGUCUACAACAUCGACUGCCCGCCGGCCCAGCUCUGCAACCGACUGACGCACACCUGUUACGACGCCUGCGACGAGAACGCCUGCGGCGUUAACGCGGUCUGCAUCGCGGACGACCACCGGGCGAUCUGCCAGUGUCCACCGGGCUUGAGACCGAACCCAGUGCCCGACGUGGAGUGCGUCGCCGUGGAGGCCUGCCGUUCGGACUCCUGCCAUCCGACCGCGCUCUGCGUCGUCGGUCCGACCAACAACCCUGUCUGCAAAUGCCCGCCGAAUCACGUGGGCGAUCCCUACGUGAACGGCUGUCAACCGGAGGGCUACUGCACCGGGCCGAAGGACUGCCCGGUGCACUCGGUCUGCCAUGAACACCGCUGUGUGAAUCCCUGCGAGGACGCAUGCGGGCUCAACGCGCUCUGCGAGAUCGUCAACGGCCAGCCGAGUUGCAGGUGCAUCCACAGGUUCGUGCCGUCGUCGAAGGGCGCGGAGCACGGCUGCGUGAGGGCGACGAAUUACUGCACGCUGGACGCCGAGUGCGAGGACAGCGUGUGCCUCGAUGGACAAUGCAGAGAUAGCAUGUUAGGUCUUCCCAGAAUUGGCCGAUACUCCCAACAUGUUAUUAAUACGGGCUCGCUCAAGCAAUAA